Molecule: messenger RNA, 1335 nt
Organism: Rana temporaria (common frog)
Lineage: Eukaryota; Metazoa; Chordata; Amphibia; Anura; Ranidae
Gene: GTPBP10
Product: GTP binding protein 10
Exons: 10
Coding region: 102-1241 (379 amino acids)
Cellular component (GO): mitochondrion
Molecular function (GO): GTP binding; magnesium ion binding; GTPase activity
Source: RefSeq, a predicted model, not a curated record
UGCGGGACAGGUUUGUCGGUGCACAUUGUCAGCAGGAAGAGGAAGCAGCGUGCUGGUUGUGUACUGAUCAGAGGUGACAGCAGGCUGAGUGGAAGAGCAGUAUGGUGCACUGUAGUAAGGUGCUACUGAGGAAGUAUGGAAACUUCAUAGACAAUCUGAGGGUCAUGGUGAAAGGUGGAGCUGGAGGAAUGGGACUGCCACGGUUAGGUGGAGAAGGAGGAAAAGGUGGUGAUGUGUUGAUGGUAGCAAAGCACGGUGUCGCCCUUCAAAAUGUCAAAGAGAAGUAUGCACACAAACGAUUCGUUGGGGAUGAUGGAGCCAACAGCAGUGUGCGUUCACUUAAAGGCUCAUCCGGUCCAGACUGUCCUGUUAAUGUUCCUGUGGGAAUAACUAUCACCACUGAUGAUGGGCAUAGGAUAGGUGAGCUGGAUAAAGAGGGAGACCAGCUCAGAGUCGCCAGAGGGGGUCAAGGCGGUAGUUUCCGAACAAACUUCCACCCAUCCAAGGGACAGAAAAGGGUAAUUCGGUUGGACAUGAAGCUGAUCGCAGAUGUGGGAUUGGUUGGGUUUCCGAAUGCUGGCAAAUCGUCUCUGCUUGGUAAAGUGUCCCAUGCCAAACCUCAGAUCGCUGACUAUCCGUUUACAACAAUGAAGCCAGAGCUGGGGAAAAUCAUGUAUUCUGACUUCAAGCAGAUUUCCGUUGCUGAUCUCCCGGGUUUAAUAGAAGGAGCGCAUAUCAACAGAGGAAUGGGACACAAGUUCCUGAAGCAUGUUGAGAGGACAAAACAGCUUCUGUUUGUGGUUGAUGUUGGCGGAUUCCAGCUUUCCUUUAAGACUCCAUUCAGAACGGCAUUUGAAACGGUGCAGCUGCUCAUCUUGGAGCUGGAAUUGUACAAGGAGGAACUUCUAGACAAGCCUGCCCUACUAGCGAUCAAUAAGAUGGAUUUACCGGGAGCAGAAGAAAAGUUCCAGGAGUUGAUGAAACAGCUGGAAAAUCCACAGGAUUAUCUCCACAUACUGCCUGAAGAGCUGGUCCCCGACCGGCAGAUCGCCUUCAGACACAUCCUUCCGGUGUCCGUUGUGUCCGGCCAAGGAAUCGAGGAGCUCACUCGCUGUGUCCGCAGAUCCCUGGAUGAACAAGCGGAGCUGGAGAUCCAGGGAGCUGCACAGGAAAAACUACGAACCCUCCAUAAAAUAACAUCUCCCAACGUGAUUAGAAAAAUUCAAACGCCAUCCUCCUAAUACAUGGCGACCUCCGUGCCUUGUAUAUUUAAUCUGUGUAUGAUUUUGUACAGUUUAUGUAAACCCUAUUACAUUUCUUUUGUUUUAGAACUGA